AUGGGAGAGAGAGAGUCGAGGGGGUUCGACUCCCCCUCUUACCUCGAGCCAGGGUGGAGUGUGGAGGCGGCGCAACUGCGGCGGGCGGCGAGCAGCUCUGGCACACGCAGCGGCGGCGUUGGGGAGCAGGGAGGGGCGCUGGUGGUGGCGGAGAGGUGGACUAGCAACAUGUCUGGGUUUGUCCUAAGGAGGAUGGCCCACAUUGUGAUUGAGGGUGGUAGGACUGACAAGACCUACAAGGAUAAGGAUGUUAAUGCAGUAGCUAAGGCUCUAAAGGAGUACAGUGGGUUGCCUGUUAAUCCAACUCAAGUGUACAAUCACUUGAGGAAGUGGAAACAGAAAUGGUCUAAGGUUGCUAAGCUCAAGGACCUUAGUGGGGCAAUAUUUGAUGAUGAUGUGCAUGCCAUAAUGCUAGAACAGGACCACUAUCUUGGUCAUUGCAAAGACCACCCUAAGGAUGCUGAGUACUUGAAUACUCCAAUCAGGUUCUACACUGUGAUGGAGACUCUGUUUGCUAGCACCUUGGCUACUGGUAGGUUUGCCUUAGGAUCCAAUGAACAUUUGGGGGUGAACAAUGCUGAUAGUGUGGCUGCUAAGCUGGAGGGUCAAGACUUCUCUUGUCCUACCUAUGAAGGCAAGGCCACAGCAAAUACCUUUGACUUUGCUGAGGGUAGCAAGGCCACAACACCUUUGUCACAGAGUGUUGGUGGUAGGAGGAAGAGGGGCAAUUUCAGUGAGGAAGAGAUGCUAAUGAUGACCAACAUGACUGAUGCUGUCAACAAUGUUGCCAAUGCUAUGCUGAAAACAGGUGCUGCACAUGUUGACCCAGACCUCUACCUUGCUGUCAUGGAGACACCUGAUUUCUCCACUGAGGCCUUGAUUGUUGCCCACACUCACCUCCUUGAGAACAAAGCAGUGGCAACUAGUUUUGUGAACAUGACAACCCCCCACAGGGCCAUAUGGCUUCAGACCUACCACGCCAAGAACUACUACAUGUAG
Messenger RNA from Panicum virgatum (switchgrass), 999 nucleotides. RefSeq lists its product as uncharacterized. The record is from RefSeq and is a predicted model, not a curated record. Lineage: Eukaryota; Viridiplantae; Streptophyta; Magnoliopsida; Poales; Poaceae. Bases 1 to 999 code for a protein of 332 amino acids. The transcript is spliced from 3 exons.